AUGAAUAAAACAGUUAAAAGAGAAGGAAUAUAUUUCAACGGUUUUUUAAGAUAUAGUAAAAAGAAAAAGAUAGCAAAAAAUGAUAAUGAAUAUUGUGGAUUACAAGCACAACGAAAUAAUUUAAGCGAUCAUAAGAAUGCUACUAAUUCAUAUGACAUACAUAGCGAGCAGGAAAAUAUAGAUAAUAAAGAAAAUGAUGUUGAAGAACGUCGGGAAUCAAAGGAAAAAAGGGAAUGUCAUUUUAUAGACAACGAUAUUAAGGGUCCCAUUGAUGAAAGAGAUAUAGUAGAUAUACAAUUGAAAAAAAAUGUUACUGGGAAUUUUGGAAAAAAAGACAAAUAUAAUAUUGAAAGUGGUGGUAACUUUCCUAAAUCAGAUAAUCCUAUUUCUUUAAAUAAAAAAAAUAAAUAUAAAAUUCAAAAUGGGUUAAAAAACAGAAAAACUAAAAAAACAAAAAUAGACAAUGCUUUAAAAGAGAGAAAUACACCCUUUUCGAAAAAGGUGGCAAUAACACACAAAAAAAAAAAAUUAUUAUAUAAAAAUAAUCCAAAGAACUUAAACAAAAUUGAUAAACGUUAUGUUGUGGAAAAUUAUAUUAAAAGUUUCAUUAAUAAAAAGAAAAGGGAUGAUAUAAAACCGGAAGCAUUUAAAUAUAAAUAUGAAUUGCCUACUAUAGCUUCUCUAGGAAAAGUAAAAACAUUAGGUUAUUUUAAUUAUGCAUUUAAGAAAGAUACAUUAAAUGAUACUGCGAAGUUUAUCUUAAAUAAUUUAUCUAACAUAUAUUUUGAAGAUUCGGUUUUACGCUUUAUUAAUCUGCGUAGAAAAAAAAAACUGAUAAAAAAAAAAAAAAAAUUUCAAAAAUAUUGA
Messenger RNA from Plasmodium vinckei vinckei, 867 nucleotides. RefSeq names its product conserved Plasmodium protein, unknown function. The transcript has a single exon. NCBI's taxonomy places the organism in Eukaryota, Apicomplexa, Aconoidasida, Haemosporida, Plasmodiidae. The record is from RefSeq and is a predicted model, not a curated record. The coding region runs from base 1 to 867 and encodes 288 amino acids.